AUGACGUUUUCAGACGAAUCCAAAAAUAUUCUAUACGAAGUUCGUGGUAAAAUUGCCAUCAUCCAACUCAACAUUCCCAAAUCUUUAAACUCGCUGACGGGACCGCAGUAUCUCUACCUCGGACAGCUAGUCCAGCGAGCAGAUGCCGACCCUAACACACUAAUAACUCUUCUUUGUUCUUCGGGACGCUAUUUUUCAGCUGGUGCAAACGUCAAGAACGAAGGAUUUGAAAAUCAAAGUGGAGCCAAGGACGGAGACGAAAACUUCUUGGAUACCACGGCGUUGUGGAUGUCCAACUUCACUGCGCGCAAUGUGUGGCUUACCCAGUUGUUUCUGAACCACUCCAAGAUCACUGUUUGUGCGAUGAAUGGGCCAGCUGUUGGUUUAUCUGCCGCCAUAGUGGCAAUGUGUGAUCUAAUCUACGGGAUGAACGACUCGGUGUUCCUUCUCACUCCGUUUGCCAGUCUUGGGUUGGUUUGUGAGGGAGCCACAUCGGUAUCGCUAUUCCAAAGACUCGGUAUCUCCAAAGCGAACGAGGCACUAAUAUUUAGCAAGCCUGUGCUUUCCAAAGACCUCUACCGUCUGGGGUUCUUGAAUGAGCUAUACGAUUUUAAGGACACCGACCAAUUCAACAAGAAGAUUGUUGACGACUUGGAAAAGCAAAUGGUAAACUUGAAUCCAAACUCGAUGCUCGAAAUUAAGGCUUCAGUGAGAGCAACAUACCAGAAGAACUUUGAAGUUGGAAAUGUAAGAGAAGCCGUGUUGGGACUACAAAAAUGGGUUGCAGGUAUUCCGCAAGCCAGGUUCACGGAGUUGUACAAAGGCAGCUUCAAGCAUAAGUUAUAG
Messenger RNA from Kuraishia capsulata CBS 1993, 846 nucleotides. RefSeq lists its product as uncharacterized. Gene Ontology annotation, biological process: fatty acid beta-oxidation. The transcript has a single exon. The coding region runs from base 1 to 846 and encodes 281 amino acids. Gene Ontology annotation, cellular component: peroxisomal matrix. Lineage: Eukaryota; Fungi; Ascomycota; Pichiomycetes; Pichiales; Pichiaceae. The record is from RefSeq and is a predicted model, not a curated record.